Molecule: messenger RNA, 5569 nt
Organism: Centrocercus urophasianus (Greater sage-grouse)
Lineage: Eukaryota; Metazoa; Chordata; Aves; Galliformes; Phasianidae
Gene: SHQ1
Product: SHQ1, H/ACA ribonucleoprotein assembly factor
Exons: 12
Coding region: 112-1308 (398 amino acids)
Biological process (GO): box H/ACA snoRNP assembly
Cellular component (GO): nucleoplasm; cytoplasm
Source: RefSeq, a predicted model, not a curated record
AGCAGAACUGCGAGCGGAAGCUCGGAGCUCCCGGCUGGAGCGCUGAGCUGCGGCCUCCGCGUUUGUCCGGGUUGUAUUCCUGGUGGCAGGUUCUCCUGUGCUGGAUUCAUCAUGAUAACCCCAGAUUUUGAGCUGAGCCAGGAUCCAGAUUUUCUUACAAUAAUCAUCAGAGUGCCUUAUGCAAGAGUGUCAGAGCUUGACUUGUUCUUUGAAGGGGAAGACUUCAAGUUUUAUGUGAAGCCUUACUUUCUUAGACUGACACUUCCUGGAAGAGUUGUGGAAAACGGCAGAGAAAAGGCAUCUUAUGAUACAGACAAAGGGACUUUUACAAUUCAGUUACCUAAGGAGAGUCCUGGGCAGUAUUUUGAAGGACUGGACAUGCUGACAUCUCUUUUAGCACCGAAGAAAUCAAGGACAGCAAAGCCUUUAGUGGAGGAGAUAGGUGUUCCUGCUGAUUUGGAGGAGGAGGAAGAAUUUGACUGGGAAGUAGAGCAGACCCUUCAUAAAGAAGCUUCAGAAGGCCCUCUGUCACUGCAGUGCUACUAUGGAUUUGGGAAUCUGCGCUCAGGGGUGUUCCAGCGGCUGCAGGAUGAACUUGGUGAUGUUAUAGAUGUUAAGGAUCCAGACCAAACUCCAACAGAUGAACGUAGGAUGAAGCGCCUAGAAGCUGAAGCUGCCAAGUUUGAUCCUGAUCAUUACCUAGCUGACUUCUUUGAAGAUGAAGCUGUUCAGCACGUCUUGAAGUACAAACCAUGGUGGGUUGGUGCUCAUGAGAAAGUGAUGGCCUUGCAGGGGGAAAGUAGUCAGAGUGACAGUCCUACAUCUGUGAUCUUCUCUGAGGAAGAGAGAGAACAGCUGAGGAAGUUCACAAAUAAGUCCUAUCUUCUGGAUAAAAGAAGUCGUCAUCAUGUGUAUCUUGGUUUAAUUGAUAUCCUUCUGGCAUAUUGCUAUGAAAUCUGUGUCAAUGAAGGAGACAAAAAUGUUGAAUCAUCUUGGAAUGUCAGGAAACUGAGUGCAACAUUGUGCUGGCUGGAGUGUUUCACUAGCAUUCAUGAUGUCCUGGUAUCUUUUGGGAGAAGGGUGGUGUGCUAUCCACUGUACAGACAUUUUGGAUUGGUGACGCGUGCCUUCAGUGAUACAGUCAUGAUACUGCAGCUGGGAAGAGCUGCAGUUUUGAAAUGUUUGCUGGACGUUCACAGGAUUUUUAGGGAGAGUGACCCUGCCUACAUCCUUAAUGAUCUCUUCAUUACAGACUAUUGCAUCUGGAUUCAAAGAGUCAACCCAUGGAGAAACUCUUCUGCUUUCUAGACCAGGAUUUUACAGCACCUCUGCCUUGAAAUCUUAAUUUCAGACGACCCGAGAUGCCUUGUUGUUACCUGUUCCUCAAAGCUGUGCCUUAAACAAAACACGCAUCUGAUCAUUUAACCUGUAAUUAAACAUUUUCCUUAAGCAACUGACAUCUUGAUAACUAAUAAUUACCUUGUGUGGCACCUUUAAAGCCUACUAGGCAGGUUUAUGUAAGAACACUAUUACCAUAAUAAUAAGAUAUCAUUACCACAAAUGCGCAUAGUGAAUGAGCGUGUCUUAAAGUAAUCAUGCAAUUCCAUUAAUCAUACUUGAAAAAUUAAAGUAUUUGCUGUUUAAUCUCUAAAAUGCUACUCCAAAGAUUUUGGAAGCAGCGGGACUUGUUUACAGCAAAUCUGUAGUGCAUGAUAUCUCAUUGCUGGUGUCUCAUUUUUGUUUCCUUAAUUUUUGCUUGCUUUUCAGCCAAGGAAAUCCUCAGCUCAGAGUCGGUACCUCUCAGAAGCAUUUCCAUGCUCUGAUUCCUGUGCUUUUUGCCUUGUUUUUGUCCAGAGAGUAAUAUCUUAAGGCUGAUGUGUAGUGCACUCCUGAAAUUGUUUUCCUUGAAACUAGUUAAUUGCCUUAAUUGAGAUGGACUGAUAUAUACUAACUGUAAUUCUGCUAAGGAAAAAAGAAGGAAAAAAAAAAAAAAACAACCCAUAGUGCUGUUGUUCAAUUUUUUUAGUUUUUUCAUAGAAGAAACUGGAAAGUUUGGGACUGGAGUUCUGUUUUUAUCUGUAUAUUUGUCAGAAGUAUGAGACUUUGAGGUUUUCCUUCUGUUUGAAAAGUUGAGCUCUGCAGACUUCCAGUUUUUUCUGGGAGAGACUUGAUGAGGAAAGCGGAUGGUGAGAGGAAGUGUUUCAUCUACUAAGAAAUCUGAGUAACCAAAAGAGGCUUUUUUGUGCUGUUUUAAAUCCAAUUAAAAUCAAAUACCUGAUGCAGCUAAGAGCUAAAAUACAGCCAUGAGACUUUGGGCAGCCUGAUCCAGGGGGAGGUGCCCCAGCCCGUAGUGACAGAUUGGGGCUGGAUAGUCUUCAAGAUUCCUUCCAACUCAAACCAUACUAAAAGUUGGUGAAAAUAAUGUUCUAGGUUUUUAAUGACUGCUCAGAAGACUGCUAUUCUGGUUGGUCUGAUGUGAUUUUGGGGUGUCCAUGCAGUUGGAGAAGGUUGCAUAGGUCUGCGUGGUCUGCACCCUUGCUCGAUUCUGAGCCGUGCUCUGUGACCUUGUGUGUGGUGCUGGCUGUCGCUGCUCCAUGGGACACAGCUGUGAGAACUGAAGCAAUGCAGUUGUAGAUAGCAGGAGGACAGAUGGAGGUGUUGGCUUUUUGCAGACAUGUAGCCAUUCAAGCAGAGUGUGUGUUCGUGCUGUUGCUGUUAGGAUGGCAGGGCAGGCUGUUCAAACAAUGGCAUCUUCUGAUAAUCCUUUGUAAAGAUCAAAAGCAUGUCUUCUCCCUGUAGUUCUAGCCUAGCUUUUGAGAAAAAGGGGCACACGUGAAUCUUGAAGCCACAGUUGUUUUACAAGUUAAUAAUCAUUAUUUUGUACUCUGUUUUGAUCAGUUAGGAGGUAAGCUGAGCUGUUCAGAAGAAUGCCUUUUGUAGCUUUAUGCUGUCCAGCGAGACCAACGUUUGUCUGCUGCUGUCAGACACCAAUGUUUUCAUUCAUUCUCUUUGAAUUCAUUGACAGAAAUGCACUUGAGUAUACAGUGCUCAAAAACUGCAGCUUUACACAGCCCAUUCUUUUAUCUGUUGGUUGUAGUGCAUCUCACUGUAGUAAAGCAGUGUGUGGUGUCAGGCACUGUAUUUUCUUCUCACCUCUUAUUAUUAGUAAUCUGGAGCACAGUGGAGUAUUAUUAAUGUAGAAAUGUUCAAAAUGCCAUACAUCUCUGUAAUACUUGACUCCUUCCUGUGACAUGUUCCUGUACCUAAGGUGUUAACAACAAUUAAGAGAACAGUGAAAGAAGAGGGAAUUCUAAGUGAUUUCAAGGACUGAAUAUCUCAUAGGAAACAUAUCUAUGAAAUAGUGCAGUAGUGGAAAUACCAACAGAAAUACACAUAGUAUUUCAGGAAACAAGGUGACAGGAGGUGAUAGAAGAAAUGAGUGGAUAAACAGAACUUGAAAAAUUGACUGUCUGUAAUGGCAGAUGGAGAGCAGGUAGCUGGAGUUGAAGAUGCACUGCCAAAGGAAAUUGUGCAUACAAUUGCUCAUGGAUGUCCAUGAAAUUAGAAGGAACUGCAUGUGAAAGAGGUACAGAAUAUUAUGUCACAGUGCACAUUUAGGUUGUGGAGCCUGGCUGUCCACAAGGAUAUGACAGGACAGCAAAAUAAACGAAUUGCACCUUGGUGUAAUGAACCUCCCUUACAGUGGGAGGGGACAUGCACACGUGGUGUUGGAAACUGUUUCCCUACUUCCUUCCAAAGCAAAGAAUAAAAAGAUUUUCUGUAAGGGAUGUGAACUUUGGUGACUGAAAGCACAAACCAGCUUCUCUCCAAUGAGUUCAGGGAACAAGUUUCCCUACAAGACAGAUUAUUCUUACUGCUUACCUGUGAGGCUUUAGGAACCUUUUCACUCAUUGGUUUGUUUUUUUGUUCAUUCUAGUUUGCAGGAAAAUGCUUUCUUUGUUCCAAAUUAGGUUGGAAACUUCUUAAACACUACAUAACUUAAAGUUCAAAUUCCUGAUAAAAAGUGAAGUAUUAUGCCAGAAGAUCUGUGUCUAUAAUGCCAAGUAAGCAACUUCUGAAAAAUCUGGAACCUGUGUUUACACUGAAGGUUGCUUAGACUUACGAUUUAGUUUUUAGACUGGAGUUGCUUAUGGUAAACAACUUCCUUAGUUUUCCACUCUGUCGGUUGGUCCAAGGAAGGUUAAUGAUUGCAUUCCAAGUUAGGCUUUGAAAUGCUGCUCUGUGUAGAAUGGGUAAGGAAUUGCAUUGCAUUUCCCUUCCUCCACAUUUAAAUACAAUUCCUUUAGGAGGAAAAAAAAAAAAAAAGAGUAUGUUAUACUGAGUAAUUAUCCCCCCUGGGAAAUAGAAUAUAAAGAUCUUUAAAAUCAUUCAGCUGAGAGAACGAGCGCUUUAACUUCUGCCUCGCAGGAGUCAUGUAUUACAUUAUCAGCUACUUGCUCCGGUGUCAGUGUGUCGUGCCUUGCAGGUUAGCAGGUUUUGGCAGAGGAAAUGAAACCCAGUUGGUUACUGCAGGAUUUAUAGUAGACCUGCUGUUGCAGGAAGUGGUGAAAAGUUGAUUGAUAGUCUAAGGCAGAACUGUGCAACAAGGAACAGGAUGUAUGCUUGGGACUGCAUACCCGCUUUCCCCUCUGGCUGCCUACCCAUUUCAAGGCAUUCUUUGGCUUUUUCUUCCCUCUGCUUAUAAAUCUGUGAUGGGCUUUCCUGGUAAAGCGUGAGCUGACCUGAAAACACUUAAAGAAAUGGAAAUUUCAACUGGAAUACAAAGAAAGUGUAAAGCACAGUGUGCAGCCGGUGUAAAUGAGCAUCUCGUGGCACGGAGGUGGCUGAGAAGAUAUCACAGACCCAAAGAGUGGGAAGUGUGGGAUAAGUAGUGUGGUUGUAGGAUAGCUUCUCCAAUUAGACCAUUGUCUUUUCUGUGUAAGUAAAUGCAUGCGACUCAAAAUAAAUCUUGUACUUUUAUUGAGCAUAUGUUUUUAAUAGGUGCUAAAUGUGUGUGUGUUGGAGGGCAGAUUGGAUUUAAUUUCAAAUAACCUGUAGAAGAGCUGGGAGGCUGUUUAAAUAUGUAUAAUCAGGACAAAAUCUGAAGACCCUUGAAGACAUUAAAUAGUUCCAGGAGCAUUAACAGUGCAAGUUCAGCACUUUAAAGAAUGAAAGCCUCCUCAGAGGUGGACUUGUUUCAGCAAUACACAGUAAGAGAAAACAUCAGAGAUUUCUUUUCUGAAAAUCUCUGAAGUCUUUCGGUGGGAUAUGGCCAGCCUUGUGAGAAGUCACCCCCAAGAACAGUAAUGACACAUCCUGGUAUUUUUAGUGCAACAUUUAUUUUUACAGUCAUAACUGAAGUAAGCAGUUGUUUGUAAAAACAAGUGACCAGCCAGUGUUUAGGGCUUGUGUUCUCCAUAUCAAUUGGGAAUAUUCUGUUUGUGAAGUUAAAUAAUACGCUUUGUUCUUCUUAUUAAAGGUCAAAAAAGUUGGCUGCACUUUCUAAAUCCUUGCAGAAAACCACGCUUACAAAGUCCCACUUAGGAUUUGAGCUCGAAGAGCUCGAAGC